UUAGCACAUAAGUCCAUAAUGUUUGUUUCUUCAUCUUGAUUCACGAUAUUAUCCAGUGAAGAAGUGUUGAAUGGAUCAAGGUCUGUGCCAAUUUUGCAAACUGGAAACUAUUAAUAACCUCAAACUGAAGAUUAUUGUGUUUUUCCCCAACAUUUUAAAUAGCGUUGAGAAAAGACAGCCUUUGCGAACACAAAUUGCUGUUCACAAGCUUGAUAUUAACAAUUUGUCUGUUUUCAGGACUGAUGGCUCCAGAGUGACAUGCCAUGGCUCUGAUGAUCCCCCCGGUGAAGCUCAAAUGGCUGGAGCACCUGAACAGCUCGUGGAUCACGGAGGACAGCGAGUCGAUCGCCACACGGGAGGGAGUGUCGGUGCUGUACUCGAAGCUGCUGGCCAACAAAGAGGCCGUGCUGCUGCCCCAGCAGGUGCUGUGUCUGAAAGGGCCCCAGCUCCCGGACUUUGAGCGUGAAUCCCUCUCCAGCGAUGAGCAGGAGCACUACCUGGACGCGCUACUCAGCAGCCAGUUGGCCUUGGCCAAGAUGGUCUGCUCCGACUCUCCCUUCGCUGCAGCCCUGCGCAAACGUGUGCUGGUGCUCCAGCGCAUCUUCUACGCACUUUCCAACAAGUACCACGACAAAGGAAAGGUCAAGCAGCAGCAGCACUCUCCAGAGAACAACUCGGGCUCGGCCGAUCUGCACUCUGUCAGCGAGCGGCCGCGCUCCAGCACGGACGCCCUCAUCGAGAUGGGCGUCCGCACGGGCCUCAGCCUUCUUUUUGCUCUGCUGCGCCAGAGCUGGAUGAUGCCUCCUCCACCCAGCCCCGGCGGAGGUGCCGGAGGCAACAUAAACUUGUGUAACGAUGUCAUUCACACGGCCAUCGACGUGGUCAGCUCCCUGCCGCCCCUCUCUCUGGCCAACGAGAGCAAGAUCCCGCCAAUGGGCCUGGACUGCCUGGCCCAGGUCACCACUUUCCUGAAGGGGGUGACCAUGCCAAACUCUGGGGCGGACAUUUUAGGGCGACGGCUUGCCUCCGAGCUGCUGCUGGGGCUGGCCUCCCAGAGGGGCUCCCUGCGCUACCUGCUGGAGUGGAUCGAGAUGGCCUUGGCUGCAUCAGCCCUGGUCAGUGCUAUGGAGGAGAAUAAGGUGCUACAGAACCAAGAAGGGCUCAUCGGAUAUGAUUGUUUCAUGAACAUCCUCAUGCAGAUGAGGCGCUCUUUGGGCUCCUCAGCAGAUCGCAGCCAGUGGAGAGAACCCACACGGACCACUGAUGGCUUGUGCUCAUUGUAUGAGGCAGCACUGUGUCUCUUAGAAGAAGUAUGUCGAAUGGCGUCGGACUACUCUCGCACCUGCGUCAGCCCAGACAGCAUCCAGACCGGCGAGGCGCCCGUGGUGUCUGAGACCUGUGAGGUCUACGUGUGGGGCAGUAACAGCAGCCACCAGCUGGUGGAGGGAACGCAGGAGAAGAUCCUGCAGCCCAAGCUGGCCGCGAGCUUCGCCGACGCACAGACCAUUGAGGCGGGCCAGUACUGCACUUUUGUGAUCUCGUCCGAUGGCUCCGUCCGGGCCUGCGGUAAAGGCAGCUACGGCCGUCUGGGCCUCGGAGACUCCAACAACCAGUCGACGCUCAAGAAGCUCACCUUUGAGCCCCACCGCGCCAUCAAGAAGGUGUCGUCGUCCAAGGGCUCCGACGGCCACACGCUGGCCUUCACCACGGAGGGCGAGGUGUUCAGCUGGGGCGACGGUGACUACGGCAAACUGGGUCACGGGAACAGCUCAACACAGAAAUACCCCAAACUGAUCCAGGGGCCACUCCAGGGGAAGGUGGUGGUGUGUGUGUCUGCCGGCUACAGACACAGUGCUGCAGUCAGUGAGGAUGGAGAGCUGUACACGUGGGGUGAAGGAGAUUUUGGAAGAUUAGGUCACGGUGACAGCAACAGCCGAAACAUUCCUACCCUGGUUAAAGACAUCAGCAACGUGGGAGAGGUGUCGUGUGGCAGCUCUCAUACCAUCGCUCUGUCCAAGGAUGGACGCACCGUGUGGUCCUUCGGAGGAGGAGACAACGGAAAACUCGGUCACGGUGAUACCAAUCGAGUCUACAAGCCAAAAGUAGUGGAAGCCCUGCAGGGAAUGUUCAUCAGGAAAGUGUGUGCAGGAAGCCAGUCGUCUCUCGCCUUAACCUCCACCGGACAGGUGUACGCGUGGGGCUGCGGUGCUUGUCUGGGAUGUGGUUCCUCUGAGGCCACAGCUCUCAGACCCAAACUGAUCGAGGAGCUGGCUACCACCAGGGUGGUGGACAUCUCCAUCGGGGACAGUCACUGCCUGGCCCUGUCGCAUGACAAUGAAGUGUACGCAUGGGGCAACAACUCCAUGGGCCAGUGUGGCCAGGGGAACUCCACGGGGCCGAUCACCAAACCCAAGAAGGUGGUGGGUCUGGACGGAGUCGCUAUUCAGCAGAUCUCAGCCGGAACGUCCCACAGCCUGGCAUGGACCGCCCUGCCCAGAGACAGGCAGGUGGUGGCUUGGCACAGGCCCUACUGUGUCGACCUGGAGGAAAGCACCUUCUCCCACUUGCGCUCCUUCCUCGAGCGCUACUGUGACGGCAUCAACAGUGAAGUCCCUCCUCUUCCGUUCCCCUCAUCCAGGGAGCAUCAUAACUUCCUCAAGCUGUGCCUUCGGCUUUUGUCCAAUCAUCUGGCUCUGGCUCUGGCCGGGGGCGUGGCCACCAGCAUCUUAGGUCGGCAGGCCAGACCCCUGAGGAACCUGCUCUUCAGACUGAUGGACUCCUCAGUGCCUGACGAGAUUCAGGAGGCGGUGAUCGAGACUCUGUCGGUGGGGGCGACCAUGCUGCUGCCUCCGCUGAGAGAGAGGAUGGAGCUCCUUCACUCCUUGCUGCCUCAGGGCCCUGACAGAUGGGAGAGUCUCUCCAAAGGACAGAGGAUGCAGCUCGACAUAAUCCUGACCAGCCUCCAGGACCACACCCACGUGGCCUCGCUCCUGGGCUACAGCUCUCCGGCCGACGGGCCCGAGGGUCUCUGCUCCGGCCCGGGCUUCACGGCCGCCCCAGACCCGACGUACAGCGACACGGCGGGACACCCUGACACCCACCUGGCCGAGAUCCUCAUGAAGACGCUGCUCAGGAACCUGGGCUUCUAUACCGUGAGUAGAUGUUUGCUGCAGCUCUUAUCGGAGAGUUCGCUCUUAUUGAUUUCAGUGUGUGUGCCGCUCGAUAACAAACCAUUAUCUGAGAGAUCAUUAACGAUCUGUUUGGAAUAGACCAAGGCAGACGUUACUCAGGAAGGAAGCGCUGUUGUUUCACUCUCUCCAUCUCCCUCAUUGCUCCUCUUAAUACUAGAGUGCUGGAGGCGGAGCAUGACGCAUAUAUAAUCCUUGUUUAUCAUCACCUGCUGCGAAGCAGUGGCUUAUUCCUGUGCCUCGUUCUCUAAAGACGACUUUUAUUGAUUGUAGCACG
Messenger RNA from Anarrhichthys ocellatus (wolf-eel), 3465 nucleotides. RefSeq names its product probable E3 ubiquitin-protein ligase HERC1. Bases 264 to 3269 code for a protein of 1001 amino acids. The transcript has 13 exons. The record is from RefSeq and is a predicted model, not a curated record. Lineage: Eukaryota; Metazoa; Chordata; Actinopteri; Perciformes; Anarhichadidae.